CAUACUGCUCUCCUGAAGUUUUGUUUUCCUUCAUAAUUUCUCGGCUGUAACAUAAAGGAGAACGUUGUCAUGCCGUUGCAAGUACACGACGUUCAGCAAAAUGUUGUGGAGCCUAUGCAAGUCGAUGCUUCAGCAGAAGACAACGACAACUCAGAAGAAGAGCCAUAUAUUGUUGAAAAUCCAACACUAGAUUUGGAAGUCUAUGCUAACAGCUACACAGGUCUUGCCAAAUUAUAUAGGCUUAUAUAUAUAGCUGAUCAUUGUCCAAUGUUAAGGAUAGAAGCAUUGAAAAUGGCUAUAUCUUAUGUGAUGACAACAUAUAAUGUUUCCCUUUAUGUGAUAUUACACAAAAAAUUAGUAGAAGCUGUAGGAUCACUUGGAUUGCCAGAUGUUGCAGCACAAUCAACGUCUCAGGACAUGUUAACCUUAGAUCAAGCUUGGGUUGAUUCUCGCUCCAAAAAAGCUGCCUUAAAAUUAGAAAAAUUUGAUACAGACCUUAAAAAUUAUAGAAGUAACUCAAUUAAAGAAAGCAUCAGAAGAGGUCAUGACGAUCUAGGAGAUCAUUAUUUAGAUUGUGGAGACCUUAUUCAUGCCUUGAAAUGUUAUUCCAGAGCAAGGGAUUAUUGUACCAGUGGCAAACAUGUUGUUAAUAUGUGUUUAAAUGUUAUCAAAGUCUCUGUUUAUUUACAAAAUUGGGCUCAUGUACUGAGCUAUGUAACAAAGGCUGAAAGUACACCAGAUUUUUCUGAUGUUCAUGCCAAAGAUAACAACCAAUCUAUAAUUACAAAAUUAAAAGUCGCCGCUGGCCUAGCGGACUUAGCAACAAGAAAAUAUAAGAUGGCCGCGAGACACUUUUUACAAGCGUCGUUGGAUCACUGUGAUUGCCCUGAACUAUUGUCUCCUGGAAAUGUUGCUUUGUAUGGUGGACUUUGCGCUUUGGCCACAUUUGAUAGACAUGAAUUACAGAAACAAGUCAUCUUUAGCAGUUCCUUUAAAUUGUUCCUAGAAUUGGAACCACAGUUAAGAGACAUCAUCUUUAAAUUCUACGAGUCAAAAUAUGCAUCAUGUUUAAAAUUACUGGAUGAAAUAAAAGAUAACAUACUUCUAGAUAUGUACAUAGCACCGCACGUCAAUGUAUUAUAUACACAAAUUCGAAAUAGAGCAUUAAUACAGUAUUUCAGUCCAUAUUUGAGCGCGGAUAUGAGACGUAUGGCAACUGCUUUUAACAGGACGGUCCCAGAGUUAGAGGACGAGCUCAUGCAAUUAAUUCUUGAUGGUCAGAUACAAGCUCGUAUAGAUUCUCAUAACAAAAUUUUGUAUGCAAAAGAUGUCGAUCAACGUAGCACAACUUUUGAGAAAUCUAUGAGCGUUGGAAAGGAAUAUCAAAGACGUACGCGCAUGUUGAUAUUAAGGACUGCAAUGUUGAAGCAACAAAUUCAAGUGAAGAGUCCACAACGUGAUAGUACUCAAGGGGGAGAGAUGUCAGCCACCUGGAAACAAUAG
Molecule: messenger RNA, 1503 nt
Organism: Habropoda laboriosa
Lineage: Eukaryota; Metazoa; Arthropoda; Insecta; Hymenoptera; Apidae
Gene: CSN1b
Product: COP9 signalosome complex subunit 1
Exons: 5
Coding region: 70-1503 (477 amino acids)
Cellular component (GO): COP9 signalosome
Source: RefSeq, a predicted model, not a curated record